Molecule: messenger RNA, 1815 nt
Organism: Coniosporium apollinis CBS 100218
Lineage: Eukaryota; Fungi; Ascomycota; Dothideomycetes
Product: translation initiation factor RLI1
Exons: 8
Coding region: 1-1815 (604 amino acids)
Biological process (GO): translational initiation; translational termination; ribosomal subunit export from nucleus
Molecular function (GO): ATP binding; ribosomal small subunit binding; ATP hydrolysis activity
Source: RefSeq, a predicted model, not a curated record
AUGGCGGACAGGUUGACUCGUAUUGCUAUCGUCAAUAGCGACAAGUGCAAGCCCAAGAAAUGCAGACAGGAAUGCAAAAAGUCCUGCCCGGUGGUCCGUACCGGCAAGCUCUGCAUCGAGGUCACCCCCGAGUCCAAAAUCGCCUUCAUAUCCGAACGACUAUGCAUCGGGUGCGGCAUCUGCCCCAAGAAGUGCCCCUUCGACGCCAUCAACAUCAUCAAUCUGCCGACCAACCUCGAGACUCAGGUGACGCACCGCUACUCCGCGAACAGCUUCAAGCUCCACAGGCUGCCCAUGCCACGACCUGGACAAGUCUUGGGACUGGUGGGCACAAACGGUAUUGGCAAGAGCACGGCGCUGAAGGUACUGAGCGGCAAGCUCAAGCCGAAUUUGGGGAGAUAUGACAACCCACCUGACUGGGAGGAGAUCCUCCGGUACUUCCGCGGCUCUGAGCUCCAGAAUUACUUUACCAAGGUUCUCGAAGACAACCUCAAAGCCAUCAUCAAGCCACAAUACGUCGAUCAAAUUCCUAAAGCUGUCAAGGGGACAGAUAAAACGGUCGGCGCCCUUAUGAAAGGUCGCUCGCAGAUGGACAACAUGGACGAGAUUCUGGACGUCCUUGAGCUGCGACAAGUCCUCGACCGCGACAUCAACCUUCUCUCCGGUGGAGAGCUGCAGCGCUUCGCUAUCGGCACUACCUGUGUGCAGAAGGCUGAUGUCUAUAUGUUCGACGAACCGUCCUCAUUCCUCGAUGUCAAGCAGCGAUUGAGCGCCGGCAAGAUGAUCCGAAGCCUGCUUCGACCUGACGACUAUGUCAUCGUUGUCGAACACGACUUGUCAGUCUUGGACUACUUAUCCGACUUCAUCUGCGUGCUCUACGGCAAGCCGGCAGUAUACGGCGUGGUGACGCUGCCAGCCUCGGUGCGCGAGGGUAUCAACAUCUUCCUAGACGGCAACAUCCCCACGGAGAACCUUCGCUUCCGAGAGGAGUCCCUCCAAUUCCGCAUCGGAGAGGCCGGUGAAGAGUUCCUGGUCGACAGGUCACGUGGCUACAGCUACCCGAAAAUGACCAAAACGCUCGGCGGCUUCCACCUGACCGUUGAAGGCGGAACAUUCACGGACUCGGAGAUUAUCGUCAUGAUGGGCGAGAACGGGACCGGCAAGACGACGUUCUGCAAGAUGCUUGCGGGCGCCGAGAAGCCUGACGGAACGAAGAAGGUGCCUCAGAUGAACAUCAGCAUGAAGCCGCAGAAGAUUACGCCCAAGUUCCAGGGCACGGUGAGGCAGCUGUUCUUCAAGAAGAUCAAGGCUUCGUUCCUCAGCCCGCAGUUCCAGACGGAUGUCUACAAGCCGCUGAAAAUGGAUGAUUUCAUCGACCAGGAGGUCCAGAAUCUGUCUGGUGGUGAAUUGCAGCGUGUCGCCAUCGUCUUGGCGUUGGGUAUCCCGGCGGACAUCUAUCUGAUCGAUGAGCCUAGCGCGUACCUCGACUCCGAACAGCGUAUCGUAGCUGCCCGCGUCAUCAAGCGAUUUAUCAUGCACUCCAAGAAGACCGCCUUCGUCGUCGAGCACGACUUCAUCAUGGCCACCUACCUGGCCGACCGCGUCAUCGUCUUCGACGGCCAGCCGUCCAUCAAGUCACGCGCGAACGCACCUGAAAGCCUCCUGACAGGCUGCAACAAGUUCCUCAAGAGCCUCGACGUCACGUUCCGCAGGGACCCGAACUCGUUCCGGCCGCGCAUCAACAAGUACCAGUCACAGCUGGACCAGGAGCAGAAGUUGAACGGCAACUACUUCUUCCUGGAAGAAGAGGCUUGA